AUGGCCUCCUCCUCCGCCUACCACUCUAAUUUCCCUCCCCUGCCUGGUGCUCUUCCUCCGGCUCUUGCUUGUCCUGUGGGAUUGAAUUUUGUUUCUAAUCUCACUAAGGAAGAUCCGGUUGCUGAAGAGUUUUCGCUUUCCUUCGUCCCUCCGGCUACGAAAGUCCCCUUCUCUACUGAUGAGCUUGCUAAGGGAGUUUUAGAUUGGGGCUCUUCGCUCAUUGCCUCCGAGAUUCUGAGUGAAUUCAAUGGGAAUCCCAACAAGAAAUACUUCUGUGCCAAGCUUGAUUUACGGAAAGCUUUUAACACUGUUUCUAGAGACUUUAUUUUAAACAGACUCACUUUGAAAGGUUUUCCGGAUAUCUUUGUCAGCUGGAUUAAAGGUUGUAUCAGUGACGUCCACUUUUCUGUGAAUGUGAAUGGUGCUUUAGAGGGUUUCUUUCCCUCAUCCUCUGGGUUGAGACAAGGAUGUCCCCUCUCUCCUUUGCUCUUCUCGGUUGUUAUGGAUUCCUUCUCCUGUGAGAUUGAUGAUAGUAAUUUUGAGGGCAUCAUUUCUGGUAAUAUCUCGGUUAAGCACCUAUUAUACGCUGAUGAUAUUUUGGUCAUUGGAAAAGCCUCUCUUGCCAAUGCUAACAGCCUUAAAUCUCUGUUAUCUAAACUUGCUGAGCACACUGGCCUGUGUAUCAAUAAUGCUAAAUGUUCCAUACUCUACUCCAAGAAUACCCCUUUGGCCACUCAGAUUACUUCCUUGCUGGGCUUCUUUAAUGCUGAGGAUAUUAGAGGCGCUGUUAUACCGAAAGGUGUUUAUAAGUAUAUUGAUAAGCUUUGUUCCAAAUUCUUGUUUUAUGGUUCUGUGGAUGGAAAAAAAUUACACCUGGUUGCUUGGAAAAACACGUGUCUACCCAAAUGCUUUGGUGGACUUGGGUUACCUGCAUUUGAAGCCCUUCGGUUUGGUUUCAACUGCUCUUUUAUUUGGCGCUUCUAUACUUCCCCCUCUCUUCUGGCUGCUUGGUUUAAGGCUAAAUUUAUUAGCCCUUGGAAGACGGCCCCUUCCAUGGCUUCCAAAUUUUGGAAGUCCAUCUGUCUUACUGCUGCUAAAAUUCAAGGAAAUAUUCAGUUCCAUAUUGCUUCCCAUGAUUGCAAGUUUUCUUUCUUUUGGGACCCAUGGUGUAAUGCUUCUGCUGUUGCAACUUUUAGGCCCCCUUCUACUUCCCCUUAUUUGGAAGUUAUGGAAUGUAUUCACGAUGGCUCUUGGCUCAUCCCUAGUUACUUAGAUCAAUCCAUUUACGGAUUUAUUCUGAACAUCCCGAUUUCUGAUAAUCCUCCUGCUCCUAUUUCGUGGAGGGGAAAUUUCAAACCUUGUUUUAAAGCUUUUGUUAUGCAUUUUUACGAGGAUCGUCACAAGGUCUCCUGGUAUACUUUUGUCUGGCACAGAAACUAUGCUUUACGAUUUUCUUCCUUUGUUUGGCUUGCCAUGGUGGAUGGUCUAAAGACUGCGGAUGUUUUAGCUAAGAGGAACAUUUUCAUUCCUAGUUUGUGCCCUUUCUGCAGAGCAAGUGAAGAGAGCAUUUCUCACCUCUUUUUUCAAUGUGAAUUUAGUUUUUUGGUGAUCUCUUUCUUGCUCCCUUCUCUCCAGAAUUUCCUGCUGAGGCCAACCAUUAUUCAAAUUUUUAAUGUUUGA
Messenger RNA from Dendrobium catenatum, 1680 nucleotides. RefSeq lists its product as uncharacterized. NCBI's taxonomy places the organism in Eukaryota, Viridiplantae, Streptophyta, Magnoliopsida, Asparagales, Orchidaceae. Bases 1 to 1680 code for a protein of 559 amino acids. The record is from RefSeq and is a predicted model, not a curated record. The transcript is spliced from 3 exons.